CCGUUGUUCUUGGAAACUGCGAAUGCCCCCAACACCGGACUUCUACUGUCGCUAUUGAAUAUGGCGAAUGAUAUCGAACUUUCUCUGCUGAGUGCCAAACAUGAAGACGGCGAGGAUGAGUUCUUCGAUGGGUCGAAGAGAGCGGAAUACGAGCCUUCCCAAAAUGGAGAAUCCGACUCGGACGAAGAGGACCUCGUAGUGGAUGAUGGGAGCCGGGCUCUUCUCCGAGGACAUACUACCUCAGAAACAAAAGAGAACGUGCAAAAUGACCGGUUAUGGCCUCAAAUCAGAGGAAUAGUCAUCGAGCACUGGCACGCCAUGCUGGAGGUCGACCAACUGAUCAUGAUCAUCCCAGUCGUCCUCAACCUCAAGGGAAAUCUCGAGAUGAAUCUCUCCGCGCGCCUCGGCACGGCGGCCAACGUGGGAGAGCUGGAUGAACCGCAGGCCCGGCGCGAAAUUAUCGUCGGCAACCUCGCUCUUCUGCAGGUCCAGGCGGCGGUCGUAUCGUUCAUCGCUGCGGACACGGAAUCAGAGCACCCGGACAUCUGGUCUGCCAACAUUCGUUAUGGUCGCAUGCUGUGCUAUGGGGGCGGCAUCGUUAUCGAGCAUGAUCUUGGGGUCAUUUAUGUGCUCACUGGUCGUUGGGUGCAGAUAUCUUGGACUGGAUCCAGGUAUAACAUCGCGCCGCCCAUCGCAUCCUGUCUCGGAGAUCUGGUCACCCUCCUGCUCCUCGGUGCUGUUGCAACGACAUUGAUCUACGUCAUGCACACACCCAUUCCGUUCGUCGUCGCCAUCAUCGUCGCCUUGUUCGCCAUCUCGUGCUGGUCGCCUCUCUUUGGAGCGAUGAUCAUCAGCAGCGGCACCGGCAUCGUGCUGGACAUGUUCGUUACCCGGUAUGAAGGUUUUGCACUACUCGCAGUUGUCAUCAGCGGUCUGCCCGGCGCUGUCGGCUCGAUCUUCGCCUCGCGUCUCUCUACCAGUUUGCACGCCGCUGCAUACUCGCUUGCUCCCCCGGCAACCGCGGGCCCAGGCCCCACAAGACGAGAACCGUCGACGAAGGUCGUGAUGCUCGUCCUGCUCCUUGUCACGAUCCCUGUGGAGAUGAUCUUCCUCGGGAUCUUGGCCGGACUGAAUUGGCUACGACCGCCGGUUAUGUUUGUCGGGUUCUCAAUCGUGUUUUUCUGCACUGCUGUGGCAUCCUCUCUGCUCAUCGCACGGUGGCUGGUCAACUUUUUGUGGGCGCGCAAACUCGAUCCGGACAUGUACGCUCUGCCGGUGCACUCGGCUCUGAUGGACCUCAUCGGGCAGCUGCUUCUUGUGCUCUGCUACGAGAUCGUGUCGCUUUUUGGCAUAAAACUGAACAGCGCGAGGUAGACUGCCGCACAAAAUUUGACCUUAGCAUGGACGUAACAUUAUUUGUAUCUCACCGCAUUGUACAGUCACAUUCAUUUACCCUAGAAGCCAGUCUCUGAAUAUUAUUCAUCGAACCGAUGCAGUCAUAUCGAAAUUAGAAUCGGAUCGUUCCGCGGCAGGACACAGUUCAAGCGGCCAAUGCUGCAGCGAGCAGGCGCUUGAAAUUGGGCGUGCCCAUCCCACCUUCGAGCGCUCGUGGCAUCGAAACCGACCGACGAGGCAGGGCAGACGGAGCCCGAGUUGUGCCCGACAGUGAUAUCAUUGAAUGCACCGGAGUUGGCAUACAGGAACGGAUUCAGGAACCCGAGCACGGGCUUUCCCGCAGCGAUCAGGCGGUCAUUGAUGAGCGCAAUCAUGCUCGCGAAUGUGGGCGACGACGCGCUCGUCCCGCCGCUCAGCGCCAAGGCCCCCUCGAUGCCGAUCUGGAAGUUCACGGCCUGGAGGGCGACGUCCGGGUACCCGCGGCCGGUGCGAUUGAACGACGCGCUGAAGUUGGCCGGGACGGUCUUGAGGAAGGAGGCGACCUGCUUUUGCUGGUAUGCUGGCGCCGGGAACAUCGUGGAGAAUCCUCCGCCCGUGAAGUUGACGGCCGUCUCGGGGAACCCGAUGGUCCCCCCUACGGAGGUUAUGAAUGGACAAGUCGCGGGGAAGACCGGAGCCAGAUCGGGCAUGUCGCAGUCGUCCAGGCUGUCGUGGUUAUUAUGCACUCCACCCUGCGAUAGUGAGUUGACUUUGCGGGCUCUUCUCCAGAACGAACGAGACCCACAUCUCCAGAAGCAAAUAAGACCGAGAUACCCCGGGCACCAAGGGACAUGUAAGCAUUGCAAAGAGCGCUGCAGAGACCAUCAGAUGUAGUCCAGCGUGAAAUAGAGAACCCACUCGACUACAGUAAUGUCAAUGACUGAUUCGGUCAUGCCAUACGAUGUCGUCAUCACUGUUGGCGGAUUGCUGACGCCCUGGAGAUACGUUGUGGUGUCGAGCAGAGCAGUCAAAAAGUCAAAUUCUCCGACAGAGAGGAAUGUCACAGGCACCCCGGUGGCAAGUCCUUGCUUCACAUGAGGCCUAUGUGAGACGGAGGGACACGGACUGGUACUCACCAACGGUGUACUGCAUGUCCAAGUUGGCUUCCUCUCCCGCCCAGCCGGCGCCCUGCGGAUUUGAUCCCCCAUUGAUGUUCUGCAGGUUAAAUGUCGUCGUCGACGGGAUAUCCGGUCGGAGCUGUUCCAGGAACAACUGGC
Mycena citricolor is the source of this 2651-nucleotide messenger RNA. The record is from the annotation of a GenBank genome assembly. Lineage: Eukaryota; Fungi; Basidiomycota; Agaricomycetes; Agaricales; Mycenaceae.